UGGCAAAUAGGUAAAAUGAUUGGUAUGAGGGUGUAGGAAAUAGCACUUGCAGUACUCUACAUAUACUCAAAGAGUCGCUGUUUACCGAGGAACAACCAAUAAUUCUCACCACCCAGGAAGAGUAAUGUUCCAGCUUUCCCUGAGACCGAAAAUCAUUGUUACAGAAGCUUGUGUUCACUGAGGACUGUACUCCAGAAUACAGCACCAUUUUAGCACACACCUUUGUUUAAAAUGAGAAUGGAAACGAUAUCUUCAUCUUCGAUAUUAUGUCGUUUGGCAUGGGUAUUCAUCAUCAUUCACGCUGUUAGGACAGAUUUAAGCUACACAUUCCCGGAAGAAACGAAGCAGCAAUAUGUGAUCGGAAAUAUAGCAAAGGAUCUUGGACUUGACGUGAAAAGAUUGUCUGCUCGUAAAGCUCGAAUAGAGACGGAAGGCAGCACUAAACGGUACUGCGACAUUAAUUUGAAUAGUGGAAAUCUUCUCGUAACGGAAACAAUAGACCGAGAAAAGCUUUGUGGGUCGAAGAUCUCUUGCAUUUACAAUUAUGAGCUUGUGUUGGAAAAUCCUCUUGAAGUGCACCGCAUUUCACUGCAGAUUGAGGACAUAAACGACAACGCGCCGAGAUUCCCUAAUAAUCGGAUAAUGUUUGAUAUCAAUGAAUUAGCCUAUAAAGGAAAACGUUUCCCUUUGGAUGAAGCUCACGACUCUGACAUAGGCCAAAACGCGGUUCAGGGAUAUUUACUUGAAAGAAAUGCUCAUUUUGUUUUGUCAAUUAAAGAAAACGCGGACGGAGGAAAAUAUGCUGAACUGAUUUUGGAUAAAGAGCUGGAUCGUGAACAGACGAAGGAAAUAGAUUUAAUAUUUACUGCGAUUGAUGGAGGGACUCCACAGAGGUCUGGCACUGCACUUAUCCACAUCAAUGUUCUUGAUGCUAAUGACAAUACCCCGGUUUUUAGUCAGUCUGUGUAUAAGGUUACUCUGGCUGAAAACACACCGUUGGGUGCAGAAGUAGUUACAGUGAGCGCUACAGACGCUGAUGAGGGCGUGAACGGAGAGGUCAGUUAUGAAUUUAGUCGAAUAUCUGAUACAGCAGCAAACAUAUUUUCUAUCGACAAGACAACUGGUUAUAUUACAGUAAAAGGAAAUAUUGACUAUGAAGAAGAAUCUACAUAUGAAUUAAGAGUUCAGGCUAAAGAUGGUCCUGGCUUAGCAUCCACUGCCAAAAUUAUUAUAGACAUUACUGAUGUAAAUGAUAACUCACCCAAAAUUAUUCUUAAAUCACUAAAUGACCCCAUUCCUGAGAAUUCUGUGAAAGGAUCCGAAGUCGCCCUAAUUAAUGUUCAGGAUAAUGAUUCAGGAGAUAAUCAAAAAGUCAGAUGUUCCAUUCAAGAAAAUGUUCCUUUCCAAUUGAACCCAUCUAUUAAAAACUAUUUUUCUAUAGUGACCACAAGCUUAUUAGAUAGAGAGAGGACAUCAGAUUAUAAUAUAACAAUUACUGCUACUGAUGGAGGCUCUCCACCUUUAUCAACAUCCAUGACCUUCCAUCUAUCUGUAUCUGACAUCAAUGACAAUCCACCGGUCUUUGAGCAGCUGUCAUACACUGCAUAUGUAGCAGAAAACAAUAAACCAGGAACCUCUAUUAGUUCUGUUAUUGCAAGAGAUCCAGACUGGAGGCAGAAUGGUACAGUACUGUAUUCUCUGGUGCCCAGUGAGAUAAAUGGUGUUCCACUGUCAUCAUUCGUAUCCAUUAAUUCAGAUACUGGAGUGAUCCAUGCUGUGAGAUCAUUUGAUUAUGAAAAAUUCAGAGACUUUAAAGUCCUGGUUGCAGCCAGAGACAAUGGUUCUCCUCCACUCAGCAGCAAUGUGACUGUGAGUGUGUUCAUAUCAGAUGAGAAUGAUAAUGCUCCACAGAUUUUAUAUCCUGCUUCAGAGGGAAAGUCUUUGAUGACUGAGAUGGUCCCUAAAACUGCCCUCUCUGGCUCUCUGUUAUCCAAAGUGAUCGCUGUGGAUGCUGAUUCUGGACAAAAUGCAUGGUUGUCAUAUCAGAUCGUUAAAUCUACUGAUCCAGGGCUUUUUACUAUUGGUCUCCAUAGUGGAGAAAUCAGGGCUCAGAGGGACAUUACUGAAUCUGACAGCAUGAAACAGAACCUUGUUAUCUCAGUAAAAGAUAAUGGACAGCCACCUCUCUCUGCUACGUGUUCUGUAUAUUUACUUAUUUCUGAUAAUCUUGCUGAAGUUCCAGAACUUAAAGACAUGACUUAUGAGGAGAGCAAUUCCAAACUAACUUUCUAUUUGAUCAUCGCUCUGGUUUCUGUUUCCACCUUCUUCCUGACUUUCAUUAUUCUGAUCCUGGCUGUGAGGUUUUGCCACAGGAGAAAACCCAGACUGUUGUUUGAUGGAGCAGUGGCCAUUCCCAGUGCAUAUCUCCCUCCCAACUAUGCAGAAGUGGAGGGAGCUGGAACUCUCCGCAGCUCUUACAAUUAUGACACAUAUCUAACUACAGGGUCACGCACCAGUGACUUCAAGUUCAUCACAUCUUACAAUGACACCACACUUACUGCUGGUGAAACUUUGGAAAAAGUAAAAAAUGAGACUUUAUCUGCAAGUUUGAUUACACUAAAUACAGGAGAGGGACAUGAGGACUAAUCUUUAGUUGUUUAUUAUGGUGCUUGUGAGAAUCAUGAUUUGCAUGUGUAAUUCUUAAAAAUAACCUUUUUUUAAUCAUUAGUCGAAAUCUUAUUGAUGUAUUCAGCUAUAGUGUGAUCUGAUAAACACAUUGCAUGUGAAUUGGGAUUGGUAUGUUUAUUAGUAACCUAUGAAUAAUGUCACACAAAUUUCAUAACAUAAACAUGUUUCACCUAAAACAUUUGUGCAUACCUUAUAUUAAGUGUUCAUUCUACCUGUACAAAUAUGCAUAAGCACUCCAUGUACUUUUAAUGUACCUAGUAAAGUGUUUAAUGAUAGAAUUUAUCAUUAGAAUGUAUAACAAAGGUUUUGCUUGUACACAAAGGUAGAUUUAGCAGUAUAUUUAAAAAAAUUGUAAAUGUUUGUCAUCAUGUAAUGGCAAAUUGAAUUAAAACAUGUAUACUGAAUCA
This is a messenger RNA of Silurus meridionalis, 3095 nucleotides long. RefSeq names its product protocadherin gamma-A12-like. Gene Ontology annotation, biological process: homophilic cell-cell adhesion. Gene Ontology annotation, cellular component: plasma membrane. Gene Ontology annotation, molecular function: calcium ion binding. The record is from RefSeq and is a predicted model, not a curated record. Bases 232 to 2646 code for a protein of 804 amino acids. The transcript is spliced from 2 exons. NCBI's taxonomy places the organism in Eukaryota, Metazoa, Chordata, Actinopteri, Siluriformes, Siluridae.